Molecule: messenger RNA, 1368 nt
Organism: Musca domestica (house fly)
Lineage: Eukaryota; Metazoa; Arthropoda; Insecta; Diptera; Muscidae
Product: mitochondrial tRNA-specific 2-thiouridylase 1
Exons: 5
Coding region: 135-1310 (391 amino acids)
Biological process (GO): tRNA wobble position uridine thiolation
Cellular component (GO): mitochondrion
Molecular function (GO): sulfurtransferase activity
Source: RefSeq, a predicted model, not a curated record
CUAAUCAUCCACUCACUUUCACAAAAUAAACCAAGUUAUUAUUAGUUUUGUUUUGAUUAUUUGUCUUUAUCACGCAUUACCCCUUUGUUUUUGUUUUCUCUUUUCUUAUUGGAGGCCGGACAACCGAUGUUCAAAUGUUCAAGAAAGUCGUAGUGGGCAUAUCAGGUGGCGUUGACAGUGCAGUCAGUGCCUUCCUUUUAAAGGAAAAUGGUUACAAGGUACUGGGAGUCUUUAUGAAAAACUGGGAUGAAUUUGAUGAAAUGGGAAGAUGUUCGGGCGAACAAGAUCUAUUGGAUGCUGAAUAUACCUGCAACAAGUUAGGUAUUGAACUGCGACAGGUGAACUAUGUGAAAGAGUAUUGGAAUUCAGUGUUUACUAACUUCUUGGAAGACUAUGAGCGAGGCUUGACCCCCAAUCCGGACAUUUUGUGUAAUAAACACAUAAAAUUUGAUUUAUUCCAUAAACAUGCUUUGGAGCGACUGGGAUAUGAUGCCAUUGCCACUGGACAUUAUGCCAAGACAAAUUUUGGUCCUUUUCUGGAGAAUUAUGAAGAAAGCAAAGAUGUCCAUCUACUCAUACCGAAAGACACAUUUAAAGAUCAGACAUUCUUUCUUUCGGGUAUUCGACGUGAAACUUUAAGAAGGACCAUGUUUCCCCUGGGAAACUAUUUGAAGUCUGAAGUCAAGGAAAUAGCCAAGAGCUGUGGCCUGGAAAGAUUGACACAGAAAAAAGAAAGUACGGGCAUUUGUUUUGUGGGUAAUCGCGAUUUUAAGGAAUUUAUUAAGGAGUACAUUGCCUCAAAGCCCGGAGAUUUUGUGGAUAUUGAUAGCAAUAUGGUUGUGGGUCAUCACGAGGGCAUACACCAAUGGACAGUGGGCCAACGUUGCCGUUUAAAAUCGUUUCGUAAACCCUAUUAUGUAGCCCAAAAAGACGUCGCAACCAACACAAUUUAUGUUGCCUAUGGCCAUGAACAUCCUAGCCUUUAUUCAAAUCAAAUUUUUGCCACUAACAUUAAUUGGUUGUGUUGCGAAAAUCCUUUUGACAUGCCAAAUUCUCCUCCUUUAAGAUGUAGAUUUCGUUUUCAACACACAAAACCUCUGGUGGAUUGUACAAUUUAUAGAAAAUCGCCUAAUAAUAAGACUGAUGUUAUUGUAAUGCUAGACAAACCUUUGAGAGCUGUCACACCCGGCCAAUAUGCUGUGUUCUAUAGUGAUACCGAAUGUUUGGGUUCUGCGCGAAUUGUGGAAGCCAUAAACGAUAGUGACCACAAACGAGUGGAAAAUUUAAAAAAUAUUUUGGAAAAUUCAUGACACAGGCUGGAGGAGGCUGUUAUUAAAAUUUAAAAAAAAAAAUAAAUAAAUUAGACUA